Molecule: messenger RNA, 857 nt
Organism: Homarus americanus (American lobster)
Lineage: Eukaryota; Metazoa; Arthropoda; Malacostraca; Decapoda; Nephropidae
Exons: 4
Coding region: 10-645 (211 amino acids)
Source: RefSeq, a predicted model, not a curated record
GGUAACUUUAUGGUGGUACCGGGGAAGGCUCUGUCUGCUGGUGACUUUUACGGCGUCUACACCUUAGAUAACGCAUGUACGUGUCGCCUGGCGUGUUGGUCUGCCAAGCGGUGUGUGGCGGUAGCAGCGGUGCCAGAUACAAGUGCCAACACGGUACAGUGCCACUUGUCUGAGAAGGGACCCAUCAACCACACCCUCACCGACACCCCGGACGCCACCUACUACUUCUGGGAAGCUUCGGUGCCAAACAACUUCUACGGGAUCAUGAAGGACAACUACCUGUAUCUGGUGACGAACCAUCAAAGAACAUUUACCCACGGGAAGGAACUGUGCGCCAAGAUACCUGGGCACCGCCUCGCCACCAUCAAGACUGCUCGCCAGUUUGAAACAGUCACCGCCAUGUUGAAUGCUAACAGCUGGCCAGUGUGGGUGGACCUGGAGAAGCCUGGGGUACUUGCAACACCUCUGCAGUGGGGAGAUGGAACUCUGUACGGGGAUGGCACCGUGACACAGCUGGCAACCGUUGUGACUGAGAGGGAUUAUGCAGCUGUCUACCGCCUAGAAGAUCAAAACUUCGACGAUAAAUCAGACCCUGACCUUUAUUACAUCCUGUGUCAGGCUAACCCACUCGGUCUAGACUGGUAGUGAGGGAAUUUCCUCAUGAGGCCUUGUAGUAAGUAUGUCUGGCUCAGUCUGGAGUUUUGGUAGCAUAGGUGUCCUUCUAGAGUUAUGGUAGUAUGUAGCUCAGUCUGGAUUGGUAAUAGAGUGUAGUAGUAAAAAUCUAGAGGAUACACACAAAGACUAAGCACAAAGACAAUGCGGCAGCAAUGAAGAGAAGAUUGACAAUGUGGCAGACU